Messenger RNA from Ambispora gerdemannii, 1017 nucleotides. Lineage: Eukaryota; Fungi; Glomeromycota; Glomeromycetes; Archaeosporales; Ambisporaceae. The record is from the annotation of a GenBank genome assembly.
AUGACUCCAUCUUAUGAGUUUAAAGAGUUAUGUAUUAGCAAGAUCCAAGACAUAUAUUACCAGUUUCGUUAUAUCAAAACUCAUACAAUUGGAAAAAGCUGUGGAUCAAUAAACAUCGACGAUAUCACACCAAUACAAUUAAAUUUUGAUCCAUUUGUAUUUCACGAGCUGAAUAUUACUAGUGCUGGAAGAUUUACGACGAGUGAAGUUCAAUUUUAUGACAACUCUAAUUCGCAAAAUGUCGAAAUUGAUUUACGCCUUAGUUCCGCUAAAUCAAGUGAUAUUUCUUUCAAAUACGAGACAAAUGGCGCGACUAAAAUAAUAAAUAUGCAUGAAUCAAAAAUCACUUGGGCAUUUUGGGACUCAAAUUUUUACUUCAAGGCAAAAUGCGGACGAGCUCGUAUUGAUAUCCACUUGCCUCAUCUUGCAAAUGCUACCGAUUUAUUGUUUAACCUCGGUUUUUUGGAUGUCAAAUUUUUCACAUUCUCGGAUCCUUCGAAAGUCCCAAAGUUGAAUGUAAUCACUUCUUCUGGUGACAUUAAACUUUUGAAUGCGUCGAUUGAUAAGUUGUCGCUUUCAACUAAUAAGGGGGGUUAUGUAAAAGGAAACUUUGUUUCUGUUCAACGUAAUUUAUCUGUUGUUACAACAAAAGGAGACGUGGAGUUAAAUAUAAACACCGCGAAUGGUACUGCAAUUCAAGUGAAUACGAUGAAUGGAGAUGUAGAAAUAUAUCUCAACAAUACUUUUUCCGGACAAUAUAACAUUUCAACUUCAUCCGGCGACCUCAAAACCAUUAACCCCAACAUAACGAAUGUGAAAAAUACCGAUGGAACUAUAACAUCGUCACUUUCGCGAAACGCGUCCUUGUUUAUUUCUACUGAAAGUGGCGACAUUGAUGUCGAUUUCAGAGGUUCAAAAGAUUAUUCGUCCUCUGCUGAAGAAUCUUUACAAGGCACUAUUUUAGUCACUUUACGGAAUUUGUUUGUGAUUUGGAUUAUUAUGCUUAUUUUUGGGUAG